Messenger RNA from Miniopterus natalensis, 7034 nucleotides. The record is from RefSeq and is a predicted model, not a curated record. NCBI's taxonomy places the organism in Eukaryota, Metazoa, Chordata, Mammalia, Chiroptera, Miniopteridae.
GUUGAUGGCCGCGUUCCAGGUGUUAACGUCAGCAGACGCCUGACCUCCGCAUGGUGACACCUUCCGGCUCUUCUUCCAUUGUGGAGAUGGACAGAGGCUGUUGAUCCAGUUGCCCUGUUAGGGUCCCUGCUGUUUCCCCCUGGUCGUUUCAGCAGCCGUCGGCGAGUUCAUUCUUCCGCAUGUCAGACACGUCGCCCUUAGACUGGAGAGAAAAUGGAACCGAACGUGGCUUUUGGCCGUUCCUGUAGACCCUGAUGAGACCGCGAUGGCCGUCCCCAGGGGCAGGUGCUGACACUCCGCAGCCCGGUCGCCGUUCGUCCCGACACCGUCUCCAGUCUCGGCAUCUAAAUGCCACAGUGCUCUCAGGGCCGGCGGGGCAGGGAGCCGCUGUGGCCUCGUGAGGCCAGCUGUGUGCACCUCUGAGCCUGUGCACAUCGAUGGAUUGAUGGGAACACGUCGGAUCCACUGGGUCGGACACGUUUUAACAUAAUCGGAAUUGCUGUGUCGUAUGUAGCUCGUGGGAAAAGGAACUUGGAAUCACCUCUUUGGAUUAAGGUUACACCCACGUAACAAUGGAAACGCAUUAGCGUUAAAACUUAAAAAGAGAAAACAAAAAAGCGGCAUAAAACCAUGGGGAAUGCGGAGAGUCAGAACGUGGAGCACGCGUUCUACGGAGAAAAGCAUGCCGGCCUGGGGCGCAAGCACACCUCGCGCUCCCUGCGCCUGUCGCACAAGGCGCGGCGCAUCCGGCACGCGUCCUCCGGGAAGGCCCUCCCCAGGGGCUCUGAGGUGAGCACGCGGUCCAGCAGCACCCCCAGCAUCCCGCAGUCGCUGGCCGAGAACGGCCUGGAGCCCUUCUCCCAGGAGGGCGCCCUGGAGGACUUCGGGAACCCCAUCUGGGUGGACCGCGUGGAUAUGGGCUUGCGACCCGUGUCCUACACCGACUCCUCCGUGGCCCCCAGCGUGGACAGCAGCAUUGUGCUCACAGCGGCCUCGGUGCAGAGCAUGCCCGACUCGGAGGAGGGCAGGCUCUACGCUGACGACGGGCCCUACCUGCCCGAGGGAAGCCGGAGGCAGCACCCCUGCGCCUGCCCGGGGCCCACGUUCCCGGAGUCCGCCAGCUUUAAGAAGAAACGGUCCAAGUCUGCAGACAUCUGGCGGGAGGACAGCCUGGAAUUCUCGCUGUCUGAUCUGAGCCAAGAACAUUUAACCAGCAAUGAGGAGAUCCUGGGUUCCGCCGAGGAGAAAGACUGCGAGGAGGCGCGGGGCACGGACACCCGGGCGGGGCCGCGGCCGCUCGGAGCCUGUCAGCGUGCCAACUCCUUGAGUGACCUGUAUGCCCAGAAAAGCCCCGGGGCGAUGGCCAACGGGGGGCCCAGGAGCAGAUGCGCAGGCUAUUGUCGGAACCUGGUGUCGGACAUGCCCCACCUUGCCAACCGAAAGAUGCCAUCGGCCGCUGCCGAGGACGCCCUUCCCUACAGCACCUAUAGCACCCUUCCCUGCAGGAAGUCUCACUGCCUGUCCGAGGGCCCCUCCAACCCACAGCUCAGCCACAGCAACAGCAUGCAGGGCCGGAGAGCCAAGACCACUCAGGGCGGCUGUGGCCUGGAGGCACCGCGCAUGCCUGGCGAGGAGAUGGGGGAUGUGAGCGGCUGUGCCGAGGACGUGGGACACUGUUGUACGGGCUCGGCCCCUGCUCUUUCCUCCCUGGAUUUCACACACCCUUGUUUCCAGCCCUUUCCCGGUGACCGUCACCAGCCAUGGUCUCCCCUGCAGACCUUUUGCUGCACGGCCACCCGACACUCACGCAGCCCCGUUCUGUUCCCAGGGUGCACGCUGCUCUUCUACGAGAACGAUGGCAGGUCGGGGAUGGAGCCCAGCAGUGUCCCCAAGCACGCCGUGUGGGUGGAGAACAGCAUUGUGCAGGCCGUGCCCGAGCACCCCAAGAAGGACUUCGUCUUCUGCCUCAGCAACUCCCUGGGCGACGCCUUCCUCUUCCAGACCACCAGCCAGACGGAGCUAGAGAACUGGAUCACCGCCAUCCACUCGGCCUGCUCGGCCGCGGUCGCCAGGCACCACCACAAGGAGGACACGCUCCGCCUCCUCAAGUCCGAGAUCAAGAAGCUGGAGCAGAAGAUCGACAUGGAUGAAAAGAUGAAGAAAAUGGGCGAGAUGCAGCUGUCGUCCGUCAGCGACGCCAAGAAGAAGAAGACCAUCCUAGACCAGAUCUUCGUUUGGGAGCAGAAUCUCGAACAGUUCCAGAUGGACCUCUUUCGUUACCGCUGCUACCUCGCCAGUCUCCAGGGUGGGGAGCUGCCCAACCCCAAGAGGCUCCUGGCUUUUGCGAGCCGACCGACGAAGGUGGCCAUGGGGCGCCUGGGAAUCUUCUCCGUCUCGUCCUUUCACGCCCUGGUGGCCGCCCGCACCGGCGAGACGGGAGUGAGACGGCGCACCCAGGCCAUGUCCCGGUCCACGAGCAAGCGGAGGAGCAGGUUCUCGUCUCUCUGGGGUCUGGACACAACCUCCAAGAAGAAGCAGGGACACCCCAGCAUCAAUCAGGUGUUUGGUGAGGGACCCGACGCCGUCAAGCAGUCUUUGGAGGGCGUAUUUGAAGACACCGUCCCGGAUGGCAAGAUGGAGAAGGAGAUGGGCCUGCCCAGCGUCCACCAGCAGAAUCCUGACUGUGACAUUUGGGUCCACGAGUAUUUCACUCCGUCCUGGUUCUGUCUGCCGAACAACCAGUCUGCGCUGACGGUCGUGCGGCCGGGCGACACCGCGCGGGACACUCUGGAGCUGAUCUGCAAGACGCACCAUCUGGACCCGUCCGCUCAUUACCUGCGUCUGAAGUUUCUGAUCGAGAACACGCUGCAGGUCUACGUGCCGGAGCCCGAGGAGGACAUCUACGAACUGCUCUACCAAGAAAUUGAAAUUUGUCCGAAAGUCACUCGGAGGCUCCAGGUUGAGAAGUCGGAUGCGGCCGGGGAAAAUUACGGGUUCUCGCUGUCGUCCGUGGAGGAAGAGGGCGUCCGGAGGCUCUACGUGAACAGCGUGAAGGAAACCGGCUUAGCUUCCAAGAAAGGGCUGAAGGCGGGAGAUGAGAUUCUCGAGAUCAGUAAUCGCGCGGCCGCCACCCUGAGCUCCUCGGCGCUCAGAGACUUCCUCUCGCAGCCCAGCCUGGGCCUCCUGGUGAGGACGCGCCCCGAGCUGGAGGGGGGCACCCCGCUGCUGGGCAGCCCACCCCGCCGCGCCGAGAGCCCCGCCGAGCCUGGCCAGGGCCCCCUCGCCUUCCUCGCCAGCAGCCCAGGGCACAGCCUGUGUGGCGCCCAGGGCAGCAGCGCUGAGACCGCCCCCGAGGAGGCCGAGGGGCCAGACGUGGAGUCCUCAGAUGACACCGACCACAGCAGCAAGAGCACGGAACAGGGGGCCGCGUCCUGCCACAGUCCGCGCGAGAUGAACCCCAGUGACCCGAGCCCGUCCCCCCAGGACCCCGGCGGGCCGCAGCUGUCCACCACGCGGCAGCUCACGGACGCCGACAAGCUGCGCAAGGUGAUCUGCGAGCUCCUGGAGACGGAGCGUACCUACGUGAAGGACUUGAACUGCCUCAUGGAGAGAUACCUAAAACCGCUUCAGAAGGAGACUUUUCUCACCCACGAUGAGCUGGAUGUGCUCUUUGGAAACUUAACCGAAAUGGUCGAGUUUCAAGUAGAAUUCCUUAAAACCCUGGAAGAUGGGGUGAGACUAGUGCCGGAUCUGGAAAACCUUGAGAGAGUUGAUCAGUUUAAGAAGGUGCUGUUCUCCCUGGGGGGCUCCUUCCUGUACUAUGCCGACCGCUUCAAGCUCUACAGUGCCUUCUGCGCCAGCCACACGAAGGUGCCCAAGGUCCUGGUGAAAGCCAGGACGGACGCGGCGUUCAAAGCCUUCCUGGACGCGCAGAACCCGAGGCAGCAGCACUCGUCCACACUGGAGUCGUACCUCAUCAAGCCCAUCCAGAGGGUCCUCAAGUACCCGCUGCUGCUGCGGGAGCUCUACGCGCUGACGGACGCCGACAGCGAGGAGCACUACCACCUGGACGUGGCCAUCAAGACCAUGAACAAGGUCGCCAGUCACAUCAACGAGAUGCAGAAGAUCCACGAGGAGUUUGGGGCCGUGUUUGACCAGCUGAUUGCUGAACAGACGGGUGAAAAAAAAGAGGUGGCGGACCUGAGCAUGGGCGACCUGCUGCUGCACACCACCGUGAUCUGGCCGAACCCGCCCGCCUCGCUGGGGAAGUGGAAGAAGGAGCCGGAGUUGGCCGCCUUCGUCUUCAAAACGGCCGUGGUCCUUGUGUAUAAAGAGGGCUCCAAACAGAAGAAGAAACUUGUGGGAUCUCACAGGCUGUCCAUCUACGAGGAGUGGGACCCCUUCCGGUUUCGGCACAUGAUCCCCACGGAAGCGCUGCAGGUUCGCACCUUGGCCACUGCAGAUGCAGAAGCCAACGCGGUGUGCGAGAUCGUCCACGUCAAGUCCGAGUCGGAAGGGAGGCCGGAGAGGGUGUUCCACCUGUGCUGCAGCUCCCCCAAGAGCCGGAAGGAUUUCCUGAAGGCCGUGCACUCGAUUCUCCGCGACAAGCACAGAAGGCAGCUCCUCAAGACCGAGAGCCUGCCCUCGUCCCAGCAAUAUGUCCCUUUCGGAGGGAAGCGACUGUGUGCGCUGAAGGGGGCCCGGCCGGCCAUGAGCAGGGCAGUGUCCGCCCCAAGCAAGUCUCUUGGCAGAAGGAGGCGGCGACUGGCCCGAAACAGGUUCACCAUCGAUUCCGACGCUGUGUCCGCCAGCAGCCCCGAGAGAGAGUCCCAGCAGCCCCCUGGUGCCGGGGACACUGACCGGUGGGUGGAGGAACAGUUCGACCUGGCUCAAUACGAGGAGCAGGACAUCAAGGAGACGGACAUUCUCAGCGAUGAGGACGAGGUCUGUGAGGCCGCGAGGGGCUCCGAUGGGGACGGAGACCUGCCCGAGCGGCUCCGGGCGGCCUCCCUCGGCCCGCGGGAGAGGGGCCGCAGGAGCCUGGACAGUCACGCGUCCCGCAUGACGCAGCUCAGGAAGCAGGCGGCGCUGUCGGGGGGCAGCGGAGGCCCCGAGCACGCGGGCGAGGAAGUCGUCUGGGUCAGGCGGGAAGACUUCGCCCCGUCCAGGAAACUGAACACGGAGAUCUGACUUGGCCCUGUGUAGAUAACCGUCCCCGCCCUGCCCCUUCCUGUCCCCACCUGUCCCCCGAGGACCAGGGGGUCCCCUAGGGGACACUGUUGCACACACGGUCCUGGCGGCUCACUGCUCGGGAGCCACGUGCCACCCAGCGCGUCAUUCUAACGCCAUCGGACAGGGUCGUUGAGAACCUCAAGGAAGCUCGAGCCCCGCCUUCUGCGCGUGACUAAGGGCUUUUAUCGACUCAGUUGGGGCCAGAAGAGUAAAGAAAAGGUUCCCUAACCCUGGAAAUCAGACCCGGGGGCUGAGUGUGAACAGCAGGUCAGCCGAGGGGGUGGCACCAAGUCGCAGAACAAAGCUCGCUGUCUGACCUCGCCGCAGCGCCUCCUGCUGGGGAGACUCGGAGCUUGACCAGGCCGGUGUGUAGCCAGCGAACCUGCCCUUCCCUCCUCGCUGUCGAACGUCUGUGUCCCAAGGGCGUGUGCGGGACCGCGCUCCUUUGUGUCUCGAUGGGCCUUUUUGUCUCCUCCGUUUUGGUCUGUGGCUGGUCUUAUGCCGUGUCCGUGUUUGGAAGUUCUAGUUUUGCAUAGUAUUAUAAAGAUGCCAAACUCUUUGAAAAGAGAGCCAAGCUUAUCACUUGAAAAAGAAAAAAAAAAAAAAAAGACUAUUUUUUGUAUUUUACCUGAGAGGCAGGGGCACAAACAGAUGAGAAAAUUUUACAGUGUUGGAGUAACUCUGAGUCUAGAAACGAGGGUUUUCCCUUUUGCAGAGAGCGCGAGGGUGGCGAUUUUAUAUUUAUAUUUGAAAGGCCGACGAGGUGCUCACGCUGAGGGGAGACUUUUUCCCCAAGAAGAUUUUGCUUGUGUGUGUGUUUGGUGGAGCCUCUGUUUGAGAUGGGCGCUUGGUUGAGUUGAAUGGGACACCUGCGGGGGGCGGGUAUCUGCCACCCGUGGGGGGCGGGGAGACUCCUCGGGGUUGCCGUGGUGAUCGUGGGUUUCCGUCCAAGUUGCAUCUUCACCUGUAGGUUGCCUCCCCUCCCUGACCGUCCACAACCAACCUCUUAACAAAACACAUGUGUUUCACACUCUUCUCAUGCCAAUGAAACAGGGUAAAAACAUGCUAAAAGCCUAACAUUCUAAACAGAUUUCCACGUAGGGAGACCACAAACAAGUUAAAGCACUUUCAAUUUUUUUUUAAAAGGUUUAUAGCUUUUUUCCCCCCCAUUUCGCAAUGUCCACUUCCUAAGAAAGGUUUAAAUAAUAUGAAAGCUUUCUUUUUUGGGGAAAAAUAUCUAUUUGGUGUUUGACACAUCAGUAGGUACUUUAAAGGCCUGAAUUUUAUAGUAGCCUUAGGAGUAUAUUUUAUACAAAUCAGUGGUGACUUUAUAUUUGCAGACGUAGAGAGCUCGGGACCUCGCUCGGUGCCCCCGCUUGCUUCCUGCCCCCGCCCUCCUCUCGGUUCCCAGGGCUUUGAGCUUGAUCUUUGGAAACUUUUAUCCUAUCGAAUUUUUGCUAUAUCUUCUGAUUUUCUGAAAACGCUUUAGAAUGGUUUCUAUCCUCCUUGUGUCUCCACACUGUCCAUGCCACCUCGGGUUCGGUGUGUCCGAUGGAAACGGGAGCCCAGGCUUCUGGCCACCACGUCCCGGCCCCGGGCAGCAGGUCCGCUGGAAGCUGGGGAGAGGAGCUCGCAGAGGGCGCCGCGUCGAUUGUACAUACAUCAUGACCUGUCCAUGUCCAAAGUUCUUAUAUAUUUCUUUUAUAAGCUGAAAGAAGGUCUAUUUUUAUGUUUUUAGGGUCUAUGAAUGGAAUGUUGUAAAUGCCUGUCAAACAAUAAAACUAUCAGAAAGUGUCUGGACA